Messenger RNA from Protopterus annectens (West African lungfish), 20861 nucleotides. Its product is annotated as mucin-2-like. Lineage: Eukaryota; Metazoa; Chordata; Ceratodontiformes; Protopteridae. The record is from RefSeq and is a predicted model, not a curated record. Gene Ontology annotation, molecular function: protein binding. The transcript has 49 exons. The coding region runs from base 25 to 20682 and encodes 6885 amino acids. Gene Ontology annotation, cellular component: extracellular matrix.
UGUUCGGUUCUUUGGUACCGAACCAUGGGGGGCACAAUUGGAAUGAGAAGAGGAGUGCCAUAUUGGAUCUUCAUCGCUUCUUUUAUUUUGCAUCCCUGUGCACUAGGACAACAAGGAUCAUUUACAGAAGUCUUACAGAAUGGACAAUCGGUGACUGUUUUUCCAUCUUUGACAACUACUCCAGUUAUAAAAGGUAUAAAUGAAGCUCAUAAUGGCCGUGUGUGUAGCACCUGGGGCAAUUUCCACUACAAGAAUUACGAUGGAAAUGUUUAUUACUUCCCUGGAACCUGCAACUAUAUUUUUACCUCAAACUGUAAGAGUGACUUUCAGGAUUUCAACAUUCAGAUAAGCAGAAAAGUUGAGGGCGGCCGGGCAUAUAUCAGUCACAUAGGCAUGAAACUGUCUGGUGUUUAUGUAGAAAUGUACAACUCAACUGUUUCAGUGGAUGGAGAAAUACCACUUCUGCCUUUCAUGAAGUCUGGACUACAGAUUUCAGCCAACGCUGACUUUUACAAAGUUACUUCGAAACUUGGCCUCUCUGCUAUGUGGAAUGGUGAUGAUGCGUUCAUGGUUGAGUUGGACAGCAAAUACAGUAACCAAACUUGUGGACUAUGCGGUGACUUUAAUGGCAUUCAGCUCUAUAAUGAAUUUUUUUCUAAUGGUGUUCAGUUAACUCCUCUUCAGUUUGGAAACCUUCAGAAGUUAAGUGGCCCAACAGAGCAGUGCCGGGAUCCUGAACCUUACACCCUGCCUACCUCUGCUGAGUUUAAAGAAUCCUGUCAGAAAAUUCUUCUCAGUGAAGCAUUUCUGGACUGCAACCCUCGACUGGCCAUUGAACCGUAUGUCCAGGCUUGCAUGCAGGACAUGUACCAAUGUAAUGGGACGUCAACUCCAUCCUGCUUCUGCGAAACAAUUGCUGAGUAUUCCAGGCAGUGUGCUCAUGCUGGGGGGCAUCCUCUGGACUGGAGAUCAUCAACACUUUGCCCCAAGACAUGUCCGUACAAUAUGGAAUUCCAUGAAUGUGGGACCCCAUGCCUUGACACAUGCUCCAAUUUGGAGUCAAAAGAGAUGUGUGGUGCCCAUUGCACUGAAGGAUGCUUCUGCCCACAAGGAACUGUACUGGAUGACAUCAAGAAAACUGGAUGUGUUGCUAUUCAGGACUGUCCAUGUGCUCAUAGUGGCAAAUCCUAUGCUGUGGGGGAAUCCUACUCUACCAGCUGUACGUCAUGCAACUGUACUGGAGGGCUGUGGUCUUGCAUUACUCUUCCUUGUCCAGGCAUUUGUGCUAUUGAAGGAGGCACUCAUAUUAGCACAUUCGAUAAAAAGCAUUACAAUCUGUUUGGCAACUGUCUCUAUGUUGCUGCCAAGGAUGUGAAAGACAACAGAUUCUCGGUACUGGCAGGCCUCUAUCAGUGUGGGAGCACAGUAACAGAGACCUGUUUGAAGGAUGUUAAAGUAUAUCUCGGAGGAAAUGAGACUGUCAUCUCUGUUACGUCUGCAGCGGAUGUCAGUGUAAAUGAGCUUAAAACAAGUCUGCCAUUCUCAACAGCCAAUGUCAACAUUUUCUCCCCUUCCACCUUCUACAUCAUCAUCCAUGCCUCUUGUGGAUUACAGGUUCUGAUACAGCUCUCCCCAGUUAUGCAGGUGUAUAUAACCAUUGAGAGUAGCUACAAAAAUCAAACCGUGGGCCUGUGUGGGAUUUUCAAUGAUAUGGACACGGAUGACUUUAAAACAAUAAGUGGCAUCGUAGAAACUGUACCUGCUGCUUUUGCGGACAACUGGGGAGUAGGAGCACCUUGUAAUACUUCUAAAAAUAACUAUGAAGACCCUUGUACUCUCAGCGUUGAUAAUGAAAAGUAUGCAAACUACUGGUGUUCCUUAUUAACCAACAUACAAGGGCCAUUUGUUACAUGUCAUUCUGCAGUGGACCCUACACCAUAUGUGAAGGACUGUAAGCAUGACAGUUGUAACUGUGAGAACAGUGAAUCCUGCAUGUGUGCUGCUCUUUCGUCCUACGUCAGAGCUUGUGCAGUUCAAGGGAUCCACUUAGCUGGAUGGAGGGAUACUGUCUGCAGCAAAUAUGCUACUGACUGUUCAGAAGGCAUGGUAUAUUCUUAUCAUGUGGAUUCUUGUCAACCAACUUGUCGCUCACUCAGUAUUCCAGAUUUCACUUGUUCCAUUAAGUUUGUCCCCGUCGAUGGCUGUGUUUGUGAAGAAGGCACCUAUUUGGAUAAUUCAGGCAAAUGUGUGCCUGCUGCAAGCUGUCCAUGUUAUUAUAAUGGGGCUACUGUAAACUCUGGAGAAACAAUACAUCAAAACGGGGCCUUGUGUACAUGCACACAGGGAAAGUUGGACUGCAUUGGAAGCCUCCAACAAUCUACAGAAUGCCCUGAUCCAAUGGUAUAUUUCGACUGCUCAGGUUCAUCAGGUUUCAAGUCUGUAACUGGUUCAGAAUGUCAGAUGAGCUGCCAGAGCUUGGAUAUGCCAUGUUACAGUACUGCAUGUGUACCUGGAUGCAUGUGCCCUGAUGGACUUGCUCUCGACAGUGAUGGAAAAUGCAUUAAUCCAGAUGAUUGUCCUUGUUAUCACAACAGCGAGACUUACCAGUCUGGGGAGAAGAUUAAAGUAGACUGCAACACUUGCACUUGCAGGAACAGAACCUGGCAAUGCACACAACAACUGUGUCAGGGCACCUGUGCCAUUUAUGGAGAUGGACAUUACAUCACAUUUGAUGGGCUUCGUUACACAUUUAGUGGAGACUGCGAGUACAUUUUGGCUCAAGAUCAUUGUGCUAAUAACGAUGAAGAAGGCACGUUCCGAGUUAUUACGGAGAACAUUCCAUGUGGAACCACUGGAACAACUUGCUCAAAGGCAGUCAAGUUGCAUUUAAGGGACACAGAAAUAAAGCUUUCAGAAGGCAAAUAUGAAGUUUUGCGGAAUCCUGCUGGAGUAGACGUACCCUUUAAAGUCAGCUACAUAGGACUCUUUAUAGCCUUUGCUACCAAUGAUGGUAUGAUCUUUCUCUGGGACAAGAAGAACAGCAUGUUUAUUAAAUUAAAUCCUAACUUCCGGACAAAUACAUGUGGCCUCUGCGGAAACUAUGAUGGGAACACAAACAAUGACUUCACCACCAGGAGUCUCUCAGAAGUUGUAAACGUGUAUGAGUUUGCUAACAGCUGGAAAGUUUCUACUGCCUGCCCAGAUACCACUUCUCCAAAGGAUCCUUGUACUGCCAAUCCCUACCGUAAGCCCUGGGCCCAGAAGCAAUGCAGCAUAAUCAAGAGUGCUGUGUUCAGUCAGUGCAAGCCCAAGGUGGACCCUUGCCAUAUUAUGAUGCAUGUGUCCAGGAUGCGUGUGCCUGUGAUGCAGGAGGGGACUGUGAAUGUUUCUGCCACAGCUGUUGCUGCUUAUGCGACAGCAUGCAGUGAAGCAGGUGUCUGUGUCACCUGGAGAACACCUGAGAUAUGCCCCCUGUUUUGUGAGUACUAUAACCCACCCCACGGAUGUGAAUGGAGCUACAAACCCUGUGGAUCUCCGUGCAUGAAGACAUGUAGAAAUCCAAAAGGAUUAUGUUCCAGUAAUUUUCCAACUUUAGAAGGCUGUUAUCCAGAAUGCCCAGGUGACAGACCAUUUUUUGAUGAGGACUCCAUGAGCUGCGUAAAGGAGGAAGAUUGCGGCUGCUUUGAUGAUGUUGGAAACCAUUACAAAAAUGGAGAAACUGUACCCUCACUGGAAAACUGCAAGUCUUGUUCUUGUGCAAUGAAUGGAAUAAAAUGCAUCGAUGACAUUACAGCUUGCUAUUGUAUUUAUGAUGACAUGAAGUUCCCCUACGGUGAAGUAGUUUACCACACAACAGAUGGCACUGGUGGAUGUAUCACUGCAACCUGUGGUCCAAAUGGGACACUUACUAGAGACAUAUAUCCUUGUUCCACAACGGCUCCUACAACUACCUUUCAGUUUACCACUAGUUUCCUCAAGAGUGAGACAACAACUCCAUCUGGUAGUGUUCCAAGUACAACAUCAGUUGAAACACAGCCAUUCACAAGUACUUGUGUUAAAGAAGUGUGCACAUGGUCAGACUGGUAUGAUUUUGAUUAUCCAACAUUGGAAACAGAAGGUGAUUUUGAAACACUGGAAAAAAUUAAGGAAAAUGGGGUUACAGUUUGUGAUUCUCCCAGAGAUGUUGAAUGUGUAGCACAAGCCUUUCCCAAUACACCAUUAGAAUAUGUUGGGCAGAAAGUAACUUGCAACACAACAGUAGGGCUAAUAUGCCGUAACAAGGACCAGCUGUAUCAACCAGUCUGCUAUAAUUAUGAAAUGCGAAUUUCAUGCUGCAGUCUUCAGCCCUGUUAUUCAACUACACCCCCUUCAAUAUCUUCAACAUUGCCUUUAGGAACAUCUCAGAAACCAUUUCAAACAUCAACUUCAUUUAGUCAACAAACAAGUUGGCCUUAUACUAUUAUAUCACAGCAAACCUCUUCUUCUAGUGAAAAAACACCUGCAAGUGAAGUUACUAAAUCGCUGAAAAGCACACCAAAUGUGCCUUCAACUCCUAUUUCACAUUCAGCUUCAGCUGUAUCUGGAUCUAAGCCAACACUGACAUCAGUAUCAGAAAAAACACCACCAGUGACACCAGAAUCUACUGUUAGUACCCUGAUACCAUUAUUGUCUAGCUCUGUAACUAGUGCAAGCCUUCAUUCCACUCUGUCAACUGUGUCAUCAGUCACACAUACUGCAGAAGUUUCAAAGCAAAGUAUUUCCCCAACUUUUUCUGUAGUUCCAGAGUCAUCGUCAGCAGAAACAUCAAUAACACAGAUGUCCAUGCCAUAUUUGACAUCAGUAUCAAGUCCACUGUCGACAGUAGUGCCAGAAGGUACAUCUACUGGAGAGGUCCCACCAUCUAGUGCUGCAACCGCAGAGCAAAUGUUUACUUCAUUUUCAAAUGUGCCAUCAGUCACAAUGUCUUCAGAAGUUACUAAGCAAAGUGGACCCCCAACAGUUACAAAAGUACCACAGUCUUCUUCACCCAUAACUUCUGCUGUCUCUCCAGAAAAGGUCAAAACUUCAACACAUCCUCUUUUAACAACUACAGCACCAACUGAACACUCUUCAAAAACUACUUCUGGAACAAAACCUGCAUACACAGCUGCAUCUGAAACAACUAAAAGUGAACUUACAAAACUAACAGCCCCAGAAACAUCAAUUGGCCCUAAAACAGAAACAAAGGAACAGUCAUCUACUGCUAUAAAAACAACAUCAUUGACAGCUUUACCAUCACCUCACACAACAGUAGUGAGCACAGUUCCACAGUCUUUGCCACCAGUGACAUGGGAACUAGAGACAUCAUUCACACCUACAUCUAAUGUGAUUGCCGAAGUUACUGAUACAGAACCCACAAUGUACUAUUCAGAGACAGCACCAUUGACAGAAUAUCCAUUGUCUACUGGCAUUACAACUAAAAGAUUACCUGAAUCCACACUAACACUUGCAUCAGAAACAAGCUCACCUUCAUCAGCUGCAAAAGAAACCACUGCCAGCACAGAAAUCGUACCGUCAUCCUUGUCUGCCACAACUGAAAAAACACAUUCUGUUGUUGCAUCAACAACACAUCUUCAUGCAAAAACUACAGUGGUAGCUGAACAGUCAACAAAAGCUGUCUCUGAAACUAGCUUUCCAUAUGUAUCAUCACCUGAAACAUAUGCAAGUAAAGUCACAGAAUCAAGUGUAUCAGCAACUACAGGACAGAUUAUAACUGCCAAACCCACACUAACAUCAUUAUCAAGUCCACAAACAGAAAGGCUAUCUGAAAGCAUUCCCAUUACAGAAAGUCCAUUGCCAUCUAGUUCUGCACCAAGUGAGCAGACAUUUACUUCAUUGUCAACACCAUCUAAAGUCCCACAGCCUACAGAGGUAUCUACCCAAAGCAGCCUCACAUCUUCAUUAGCAGGAUCAGAGUCACCACCACUAAUAACAUCUGCUGUCACUUCUGAAAAAGUAAAGACCUCAGCACAAUCUCAGUUAACGACUACAGCUGUAUCUACAGAGACACCAAAACCAUCCUCUGAAGCUAGCUCUCCAUAUACAUCUACAACUGAAACACCUAUAACUCAAGUUCCUGAAUCAACAAAAACUACACAGUCAAGAGUGUCUUCACUUCCUACAGCAGCAGAAACCUCAGCAGUACAGCCAUCAACUCCAUCUUUUAUGUCGGUAUCAAAUCCACCAUCAACACUGGUGCAAGAAACUACUCCUGCUGCAGAGGGGUCCACAUCUAGAGUUGCUACUACUGGGCAAAUUUCUACUUCACUGUCAAAAGCACCAACAGUCAUACAAUCCUCAGAAGUUUCAAAGCAAACUAUACCCCCUGCUUCAUCAUUUGCCUCACAGUCAUCAUCAUUACCAACAAUGGCUGUCACUGAAGAAAAAGUCAAAACUUCACUGCAGACUCAGGUAACAACUGGUGUCAUAUCUGUACCAUUACUGAAAACAACAGCAGCAAUGAGUUCUGUCCAGACUUCCUCAGAAGGAACACCAACAGGUGUAGCUACAAAACUGACAAAGACUACAUCAUCAAAUGCGGCUUCACCAAUAUCUUCCACUGUCUCCUCUUCUAUACGCUCAUCCACUCCAUUUACAUCAGUAUCAAGCCCAGUGUCAGGCACACAUUCACCUACUUCAGCAAAAACAGUUUCAGUUCUACCUGAAUCAACACAAACACUUACAUCAGCAUCUCGGCCUCCAACAACAGAGGUGCAAGGAACUUCUCUUGGUCCUGAGUUGCCAACUUCAACUAGUUCUGCAGCUACUGAACAAAUAUCUCAUACAUCCUUUAGUACAUCUUUAGUGAAGCAGUCAACUGAAGGUGUAGAAACAAGCAGCCUUGUAACCUCUUUGGCUGUGUCACAGCUAUCUUCUCUGGUAACAUCUGCUAUCACUUCUGUAAGGGAAAAAUCUUCAACAGAGCUUCCAAUAAUAACUAGUUUACCUGGAGUGACAUCAAGAUCUACUCCAUCAGGUACACCUUCACUUCCUUCUCAAACCACAGUAUCACUUGUAUCUGAGUCUACACCAACAGUUGCAUCAGCAUCUCAGCCCCCGUCAACAGUGGUACAAGGAACCUCUCCCACUACAAAGUUGUCAAUGCAAUCUAGCCCUUCAGCUACUGAACAAAUAUCUCAUACAUCCUUGAGUACACCUUUAGUCAAGCAGUCAACUGAAGGUAUAGAAACAAGCAGCUCUAUAACCACUUUAGCAGUCUCACAUCCAUCUUCUGUGGAAACAUCUGCCAUCACUUCAGUAAUGGAAAAGUCUUCAACACAGCCCCCAGUAAUAACUAGUUUACCUGGAGGGACAUCAAGAUCUACUCCAUCAGGUACACUUUCACCUCCUUCUCAUACUACAGUAUCAGCUGUAUCUGAAUCUACACCAGCACUUACUUCAGCAUCCCAGCCUCCACCAACAGAGUUACAAGGAACGUCCACCAGUACAGAGAUGCCAGCUGCAUCUAGUUCGUCAGCUACUGAACAAGUAUCUCAUACAUCUUUGAGUACAUCUUUAGUGAAGCAGUCAACUGAAGGUGUAGAAUCAAGCAUCCCUGUAACCUCUUUGGCAGUGUCACAGCUAUCUUCUCUGGAAACAUCUGCCAUCACUUCUGUUAGGGAAAAGUCUUCAACAGAGCUUCCAAUAGUAACUAGUUUACCAGGACAGACAUCGAGAUCUACUCCAUCAGGUACCCCUUCACCACCUUCUCAAACUACAGUUUCAGCUGUAUCUGAAUCUACACCAACACUUACAUCAGCAUCCCAGCCUCCACCAACAGAGUUACAAGGAACCUCUCCCAGUACAGAGAUGCCAGCUUCAUCUAGUUUGUCAGCUACUGAACAAGUAUCUCAUAUAUCUUUGAGUACAUCUUUAGUGAAGCAGUCAACUGAAGGUGUAGAAUCAAGCAUCCCAGUAACCUCUUUGGCAGUGUCACAGCUAUCUUCUCUGGAAACAUCUGCCAUCACUUCUGUUAGGGAAAAGUCUUCAACAGAGCUUCCAAUAGUAACUAGUUUACCAGGACAGACAUCGAGAUCUACUCCAUCAGGUACCCCUUCACUACCUUCUCAAACUACAGUUUCAGCUGUAUCUGAAUCUACACCAACACUUACAUCAGCAUCCCAGCCUCCAUCAACAGAGUUACAAGGGUCCUCUCCCAGUACAGAGAUGCCAGCUUCAUUUAGUUCAUCAGCUACUGAACAAGUAUCUCAUACAUCUUUGAGUACAUCUUUAGUGAAGCAGUCAACUGAAGUUGUAGAAACAAGCAGCCCCAUAACCUCUUUGGCAGUGUCACAGCUAUCUUCUCUGGCAACAUCUGCCAUCACUUCUGUUAGGGAAAAGUCUUCAACAGAGCAUUCAAUAGUAACUAGUUUACCUGGAGAGACAUCAAGAUCUACUCCAUCAGGUACACCUUCACCUCCUUCUCAAACAACAGUUUCAGGUGCAUCUGAAUCUAUACCAGCACUUACUUCAGCAUCCCAGCCUCCAUCAACAGUGGUACAAGGAACUUCUCCCAGUACAGGAAGGCCAGCUUCAUCUAGUUCUGCAGUUACUGAGCAAGUAUCUCAUACAUCUUUGAGCACAUCUUUAGUGAAGCAGUCAACUGAAGGUGUAGAAACAAGUAGCCCGGUAACCUCUUUGGCGGUGUCACAACUAUCUUCACUGGCAACAUCUGCCAUCACUUCUGUUAGGGAAAAGUCUUCAACAGAGCUUCCGAUAAUAACUAGUUUACCUGGAAAGACAUCAAGAUCUACUCCAUCAGGUACACCUUCACCUCCAUCUCAAACUACAGUAUCAGCUGUAUCUGAAUCUACACCAGCACUUACAUCAGCAUCUCAGCCUCCAUCAACAGUGGUACAAGGAACUUCUCCCAGUAAAGAAAGGCCAGCUUCAUCUAGUUCAUCAGCUACUGAACAAGUAUCUCAUACAUCUUUGAGUACAUCUUUAGUGAAGCAGUCAACUGAAGUUGUAGAAACAAGCAGCCCUAUAACCUCUUUGGCAGUGUCACAGCUAUCUUCUCUGGCAACAUCUGCCAUCACUUCUGUUAGGGAAAAGUCUUCAACAGAGCAUUCAAUAGUAACUAGUUUACCUGGAGAGACAUCAAGAUCUACUCCAUCAGGUACACCUUCACCUCCUUCUCAAACAACAGUUUCAGGUGCAUCUGAAUCUAUACCAGCACUUACUUCAGCAUCCCAGCCUCCAUCAACAGUGGUACAAGGAACUUCUCCCAGUACAGGAAGGACAGCUUCAUCUAGUUCUGCAGUUACUGAGCAAGUAUCUCAUACAUCUUUGAGCACAUCUUUAGUGAAGCAGUCAACUGAAGGUGUAGAAACAAGUAGCCCGGUAACCUCUUUGGUGGUGUCACAACUAUCUUCAUUGGCAACAUCUGCCAUCACUUCUGUUAGGGAAAAGUCUUCAACAGAGCUUCCGAUAAUAACUAGUUUACCUGGAGGGACAUCAAGAUCUACUCCAUCAGGUACACCUUCACCUCCUUCUCAAACUACACUAUCAGCUGUAUCUGAAUCUACACCAGCACUUACAUCAGCAUCUCAGCCUCCAUCAACAGUGGUACAAGAAACUUCUCCCACUACAGGAAGGCCAGCUUCAUCUAGUUCUGCAGUUACUGAGCAAGUAUCUCAUACAUCUUUGAGCACAUCUUUAGUGAAGCAGUCAACUGAAGGUGUAGAAGCAAGUAGCCCUGUAACCUCUUUGGUGGUGUCACAGCCAUCUUCUCUGGCAACAUCUGCCAUCACUUCUGUUAGGGAAAAGUCUUCAACAGAGCUUCCAAUAACAACUAGUUUACCUGGACAGACAUCGAGAUCUACUCCAUCAGGUACCCCUUCACCACCUUUUCAAACUACAGUUUCAGCUGUAUCUGAAUCUACACCAACAUUUACUUCAGCAUCCCAGCCUCCAUCAACAGAGUUAAAAGGAACCUCUCCCAGUACAGAGAUGUCAGCUUCAAUUAGUUCAUCAGCUACUGAACAAGUAUCUCAUACAUCUUUGAGCACAUCUUUAGUGAAGCAGUCAACUGAAGGCGUAGAAACAAGUAGCCCUGUAACCUCUUUGGCAGUGUCACAGCUAUCUUCUCUGGCAACAUCUGCCAUCACUUCUGUUUGGGAAAAGUCUUCAACAGAGCUUUCAAUGGUAACUAGUUUACCUGGAAAGACAUCAAGAUCUACUCCAUCAGGUACACCUUCACCUCCUUCUCAAACUACAGUAUCAGCUGUAUCUGAAUCUACACCAGGACUUAUAUCAGCAUCUCAGCCUCCAUCAACAGUGGUACAAGGAACUUCUCCCAGUACAGGAAGGCCAGCUUCAUCUAGUUCUGCAAUUACUGAGCAAGUAUCUCAUACAUCUUUGAGUACAUCUUUAGAGAAGCAGUCAACUGAAAGUGUACAAACAAGUAGCCCUGUAACCUCUUUGACGGUGUCACAGCUGUCUUCUCUGGCAACAUCUGCCAUCACUUCUGUUAGGGAAAAGUCUUCAACAGAGCUUCCAAUAAUAACUAGUUUACCUGGAGGGACAUCAAGAUCUACUCCAUCAGGUACACCUUCACCUCCUUCGCAAACUACAUUAUUAGCUGUAUCUGAAUCUACACCAGCACUUACAUUAGCAUCACAGCCUCCAUCAACAGUGGUACAAGGAACUUCUCCCGCUACAGGAACGCCAGCUGCAUCUAGUUCUGCAGUUACUGAGCAAGUAUCUUAUACAUCUUUGAGCACAUCUUUAGUGAAGCAGUCAACUGAAGGUGUAGAAACAAGUAGCCCUGUAACCUCUUUGGCAGUGUCACAGCAAUCUUCUCGGGCAACAUCCGCCAUCACUUCUGUUAGGGAAAAGUCUUCAACAGAGCUUUCAAUAGUAACUAGUUUACCUGGAAAGACAUCAAGAAUUACUCCAUCAGGUACACCUUCACCUCCUUCUCAAACUACAGUAUCAGCAGUAUCUGAAUCUACCCCAGCACUUACUUCAGCAUCCCAGCCUCGAUCAACAGUGGUACAAGAAACUUCUCCCAGUACAGGAAGGCCCACUUCAUCUAGUUCUGCUGUUACUGAGCAAGUAUCUCAUACAUCUUUGAGCACAUCUUUAGUGAAGCAGUCAACUGAAGGUGCAGAAACAAGUAGCCCUGUAACCUCUUUGGUGGUGUCACAGCUAUCUUCUCUGGCAACAUCUGCCAUCACUUUUGUUAGCGAAAAGUCUUCAACAAAGCUUUCAAUAGUAACUAGUUUACCUGGGGGGACAUCAAGAUCUACUCCAUCAGGUACACCUUCACCUCCUUCUCAAACUACAGUAUCAGCUGUAUCUGAAUCUACACCAGCACUUACAUCAGCAUCCCAGACUCCAUCAACAGUGGUUCAAGGAACUUCUCCCAGUACAGGAAGGCCAGCUUCAUCUAGUUCUGCAGUUACUGAGCAAGUAUCUCAUACAUCUUUGAGCACAUCUUUAGUGAAGCAGUCAACUGAAGUUGUAGAAACAAGUAGCCCUGUAACCUCUUUGGCGGUGUCACAGCUGUCUUCUCUAGCAACAUCUGCCAUCACUUCUGUUAGGGAAAAGUCUUCAACAGAGCUUCCAAUAGUAACUAGUUUACCUGGAGGGACAUCAAGAUCUACUCCAUCAGGUACACCUUCACCUCCUUCUCAAACUACAGUAUCAGCUGUAUCUGAAUCUACACCAGCACUUACAUCUGCAUCUCAGCCUCCAUCAACAGUGGUACAAGAAACUUCUCCCGCUACAGGAAGACCAGCUUCAUCUAGUUCUGCAGUUACUGAGCAAGUAUCUCAUACAUCUUUGAGCACAUCUUUAGUGAAGCAGUCUGAAGGUGCAGAAACAAGUAGCCCUGUAACCUCUUUGGCGGUGUCACAGCAAUCUUCUCUGGCAACAUCCGCCAUCACUUCUGUUAGGGAAAAGUCUUCAACAGAGCUUUCAAUAGUAACUAGUUUACCUGGAAAGACAUCAAGAUUUACUCCAUCAGGUACACCUUCACCUCCUUCUCAAACUACAGUAUCAGCUGUAUCUGAAUCUACACCAGCACUUACAUCAGCAUCCCAGCCUCCAUCAACAGUGGUUCAAGGAACUUCUCCCAGUACAGGAAGGCCAGCUUCAUCUAUUUCUGCAGUUACUGAGCAAGUAUCUCAUACAUCUUUGAGCACAUCUUUAGUGAAGCAGUCAACUGAAGGUGUAGAAACAAGUAGCCCUGUAACCUCUUUGGCAGUGUCACAGCUAUCUUCUCUAGCAACAUCUGCCAUCACUUCUGUUAGGGAAAAGUCUUCAACAGAGCUUCCAAUAGUAACUAGUUUACCUGGAGGGACAUCAAGAUCUACUCUAUCAGGUACACCUUCACCUCCUUCUCAAACUACAAUAUCAGCUGUAUCUGAAUCUACACCAGCACUGACAUCAGCAUCUCAGCCUCCAUCAACAGUGGUACAAGAAACUUCUCCCGCUACAGGAAGGCCAGCUUCAUCUAGUUCUGCAGUUACUGAGCAAGUAUCUCAUGCAUCUUUGAGCACAUCUUUAGUGAAGCAGUCAACUGAAGGUGUAGAGGCAAGUAGCCCUGUAACCUCUUUGGUGGUGUCACAGCCAUCUUCUCUGGCAACAUCUGCCAUCACUUCUGUUAGGGAAAAGUCUUCAACAGAGCUUCCAGUAGUAACUAGUUUACCUGGAGGGACAUCAAGAUCUACUCCAUCAGGUACACCUUCACCUCCUUUUCAAACUACAGUAUCAGCUGUAUCUGAAUCUACACAAACACUUACAUCAGCAUCUCAGCCUCCAUCAACAGUGGUACAAGAAACUUCUCCCACUACAGGAAGGCCAGCUUCAUCUAGUUCUGCAGUUACUGAGCAAGUAUCUCAUACAUCUUUGAGCACAUCUUUAGUGAAGCAGUCAACUGAAGGUGCAGAAACAAGUAACCCUGUAACCUCUUUGGCGGUGUCACAGCAAUCUUCUCUGGCAACAUCCGCCAUCACUUCUGUUAGGGAAAAGUCUUCAACAGAGCUUUCAAUAGUAACUAGUUUACCUGGGGGGACAUCAAAAUCUACUCCAUCAGGUACACCUUCACCUUCUUCACAAACUACAGUAUCAGCUGUAUCUGAAUCUACACCAGCACUUACGUCAGCAUCCCAGCCUCCAUCAACAGUGGUUCAAGGAACUUCUCCCAGUACAGGAAGGCCAUCUUCAUCUAGUUCUGCAGUUACUGAGCAAGUUUCUCAUACAUCUUUGAGCACAUCUUUAGUGAAGCAGUCAACUGAAGGUGUAGAAACAAGUAGCCUUGUAACCUCUUUGGCGGUGUCACAGCUAUCUUCUCUAGCAACAUCUGCCAUCACUUCUGUUACGGAAAAGUCUUCAACAGAGCUUCCAAUAGUAACUAGUUUACCUGGAGGGACAUCAAGAUCUACUCCAUCAGGUACACCUUCACCUCCUUCUCAAACUACAGUAUCAGCUGUAUCUGAAUCUACACCAGCACUUACAUCUGCAUCUCAGCCUCCAUCAACAGUGGUACAAGAAACUUCUCCCGCUACAGGAAGACCAGCUUCAUCUAGUUCUGCAGUUACUGAGCAAGUAUCUCAUACAUCUUUGAGCACAUCUUUAGUGAAGCAGUCUGAAGGUGCAGAAACAAGUAGCCCUGUAACCUCUUUGGCGGUGUCACAGCAAUCUUCUCUGGCAACAUCCGCCAUCACUUCUGUUAGGGAAAAGUCUUCAACAGAGCUUUCAAUAGUAACUAGUUUACCUGGGGGGACAUCAAAAUCUACUCCAUCAGGUACACCUUCACCUUCUUCUCAAACUACAGUAUCAGCUGUAUCUGAAUCUACACCAGCACUUACGUCAGCAUCCCAGCCUCCAUCAACAGUGGUUCAAGGAACUUCUCCCAGUACAGGAAGGCCAUCUUCAUCUAGUUCUGCAGUUACUGAGCAAGUUUCUCAUACAUCUUUGAGCACAUCUUUAGUGAAGCAGUCAACUGAAGGUGUAGAAACAAGUAGCCUUGUAACCUCUUUGGCGGUGUCACAGCUAUCUUCUCUAGCAACAUCUGCCAUCACUUCUGUUAGGGCAAAGUCUUCAACAGAGCUUCCAAUAGUAACUAGUUUACCUGGAGGGACAUCAAGAUCUACACCAUCAGGUACACCUUCACCUCCUUCUCAAACUACAGUAUCAGCUGUAUCUGAAUCUACACCAGCACUUACAUCAGCAUCUCAGCCUCCAUCAACAGUGGUGCAAGAAACUUCUCCCAGUACAGGAAGGCCAGCUUCAUCUAGUUCUGCAGUUACUGAGCAAGUAUCUCAUACAUCUUUGAGCACAUCUUUAGUGAAGCAGUCGACUGAAGGUGCAGAAACAAGUAGCCCUGUAACCUCUUUGGCGGUGUCACAGCAAUCUUCUCUGGCAACAUCUGCCAUCACUUCUGUUAGCAAAAAGUCUUCAACAGAGCUUUCAAUAGUAACUAGUUUACCUGGAAAGACAUCAAGAUUUACUCCAUCAGGUACCCCUUCACCUCCUUCUCAAACUACAGUAUCAGCUGUAUCUGAAUCUACACCAGCAUUUACAUCAGCAUCUCAGCCUCCAUCAACAGUGGUACAAGGAACUUCUCCCAGUACAGGAAGGCCAACUUCAUCUAGUUCUGCAGUUACUGAGCAGGUAUCUCAUACAUCUUUGAGUACAUCUUUAGUGAAGCAGUCAACUGAAGGUGUAGAAACAAGUAGCCCUCUAACCUCUUUGGCAGUGUCACAGCAAUCUUCUCUGGCAACAUCCUCCGUUACUUCUGUUGGGGAAAAGUCUUCAACCGAGCUUUCAACAGUAACUAGUUUACCUGGAAAGACAUCAAGAUUUACUCCAUCAGGUACACCUUCACCUCCUUCUCAAACUACAGUAUCAGCUGUAUCUGAAUCUACCCAAGCACUUAUAUCAGCAUCUCAGCCUCCAUCAACAGUGGUACAAGGAACUUCUGCCAGUACAGGAAGGCCAGCUUCAUCUAGUUCUGCAGUUACUGAGCAAGUAUCUCAUACAUCUUUUAGCACAUCUUUAGUGAAGCAGUCAACUGAAGGCGUAGAAACAAGUAGCCCUGUAACCUCUUUGGCGGCGUCACAACAAUCUUCUCUGGCAACAUCCAUCAUCACUUCUGUUAGGGAAAAGUCUUCAACAGAGCUUCCAAUAGUAACUAGUUUACCUGGAGUGACAUCAAGAUCUACUCCAUCAGGUACACAUUCAUCUCCUUCUCAAACUACAGUUUCAGGUGCAUCAAAAUCUACACCAGCACUUACUUCAGCAUCCCAGCCUCCAUCAACAGUGGUACAAGGAACUUCUCCCAGUACAGGAAGGCCAGCUUCAUCUAGUUCUGCAAUUACUGAGCAAGUAUCUCAUACAUCUUUGAGCACAUCUUUAGUGAAGCAGUCAACUGAAGGUGUAGAAAUAAGUAGCCCUGUAACCUCUUUGGUGGUGUCACAGCUAUCUUCUUUGGCCACAUCUGCCAUCACUUCUGUUAGGGAAAAGUCUUCAACAGAGCUUCCAAUAGUAACUAGUUUACCUGGAGGGACAUCAAGAUCUACUUCAACUGGUACACCUUCACCUCAUUCUCAAACUACAGUUUCAGCUGUAUCUGAAUCUACACCAGCACUUACUUCAGCAUCCCAGCCUCCAUCAACAGUGGUACAAGGAACUUCUCCCAGUACAGGAAGGCCAGCUUCAUCUAGUUCUGCAGUUACUGAGCAAGUAUCUCAUACAUCGUUGAGCACAUCUUCACUGAAACAGUCAACUGAAGGUAGAGAAACAAGCAGCCCUGUAACCUCUUUGGCAGUGUCACAGCUAUCUUCUCUGGCAACAUCUGCCAUCACUUCUGUUAGUGAAGAGUCUUCAACAGAGCUUCCUGUAAUAACUAGUUUACCUGGAAAGACAUCAAGAUCUACUCCAUCAGGUACUCCUUCACCUCCUUCUCAAAGUACAAUAUCAGCUCUAUCUGAAUCUGUGCCAGCACUUACUUCAGCAUCCCAGCCUCCAUCAACAGUGGUACAAGAAACUUCUCCCAGUACAGGAAGGCCCACUUCAUCUAGUUCUGCUGUUACUGAGCAAGUAUCUCAUACUUCUUUGAGCACAUCUUUAGUGAAGCAGUCAACUGAAGGUGCAGAAACAAGUAGCCCUGUAACCUCUUUGGUGGUGUCACAGCUAUCUUCUCUGGCAACAUCUGCCAUCACUUUUGUUAGGGAAAAGUCUUCAACAGAGCUUUCAAUACUAACUAGUUUACCUGGGGGGACAUCAAGAUCUACUCCAUCAGGUACACCUUCACCUCCUUCUCAAACUACAUUAUCAGCUGUAUCUGAAUCUACACCAGCACUUACAUCAGCAUCUCAGCCUCCAUCAACAGUGGUACAAGAAACUUUUCCCGCUACAGGAAGGCCAGCUUCAUCUAGUUCUGCAGUUACUGAGCAAGUAUCUCAUACACCUUUGAGCACAUCUUUAGUCAAGCAGUCAACUGAAGUUGUAGAAACAAGCAGUCCUGUAACCUCUAUGACUGUGUCACAAUCUUCUGUAGUAACAUCUGUCAUCACUUCUGUAAGGGAAGAGACUUCAACACAGCCUGUAGUACUAACAAGUUUGCCUGGAGAAACAUCAAGGUCUGUUCCAUCAGGUACGCCUCUUCCUCCUAGUGCAACUACAGUAUCAGGUGCAUCAGAGUUUACAUCAACCCAGUGGCCAUCUUCAAGGACACCAGCACAAGAAAGUAUGUCAGCAAGCACUGCCAAGACUGAAGUAACUACACCCUGCUUCUGUGCAAUAGACAACAUGCUUUUCAGCCCUGGGGAAGUAAUAUACAAUAAGAAAGACAAUGCUGGCUGGUGUUACUCUGCAGUAUGCAAUGACAGCUGUGAAGUAGAAAGGCAUAGUGAAAAGUGCCCAACUGCCUCACCUGCUCCCACUGUUACUGCUACACCCAACGUGUCUACAACUGUUGAAAAGAAGACCUCGGUGCCAUCAACAACCAGUGCCUAUGACUGUUUUGACCUUGUUCCACCAAGAAAGUAUAAUGAAACAUGGGCAGUUGAUAAGUGUACCAAUGCAACCUGUAUUGGAGGCUGCGUUUACAUGACACAUGUACCCUGCCCACCAACAGAGCCAGUGACUUGUUUAAGUGGACGUCCACCUAUUGAAGUUUAUGACAAUACAGGAUGCUGCUUCCGGCAUGAAUGCCAAAGUACCUGCAGUGGCUGGGGUCGAACCCACUUCAUUACUUUUGGUGGAACAUAUUAUGAUUUUGACGGAAGCUGUACUUAUGUCUUGGUGAAAGAAAUCACUUCAACCUACAACUUCCGUGUUACUAUAAACAACAAUUACUGCAAAGAGUGGAGUGGGUCAGCUUGUCCUCAGGCCCUUGAAAUUUCAUAUGGCUCUUCCACGGUGGUGCUGACAAGGCAGAAUAUCAAUGGAAAAGAGUCAAACUUGGUGCUUUUUAAUAACCAGAGAGUUAACCCAGCCUAUGAGAAUGAAGGUAUAAGAAUCACAAGCUCUGGCGGAGAUCUGGUUGUUGAAAUUUCUGACAUUGGAGCCUCAAUGACAUUCAGUCAGCAGCAUUUCUCUCUCAAGCUUCCUCAAAGCAAAUUUAUAAGUAACACAGAAGGACUCUGCGGUACCUAUUCAAGUAAGAGCGAAGAGAACUGCCGCAUGCCUGAUGGCACAACUGCACCUACCUGUUCAGCAAUGGCCGAUAAGUGGCGCAUUCCAGACAGCACUAAUCCACACUGCCAGUCCACAGCAUCAAGUACUACAGCUGUACCACUUUUGCCAUCUGGUUCACCUAUUGUACCACCAACUGUUUCAUCUUUUGUGCCACCAACUAGCUCACCUUUUGUAUCUGGUGGUUUACCUGGUAUAUCAACUGGUAUACCUGUUGUACCAAGCAGCGUACCUACUGGCUCAAUUAAUUUUAGCAAUGCACCAAGUGUCUUACCUACUGGAUCAGCUGGGAUAUCCAGUGGGCAAACUAACUUAGUUACCGCACCAUCUGGCUCACCAAAUGUUCCAGGUGGCUUAUCUACUGUAUCAUCAGGGGUACCUAAUGUGCCUAGUGGUCUGCCCAGUGAAUCACCUGGUGUACCUAUUGUACCAGGUACCUUGCCUAGUGGGUCAUCUGGUGUACCUAAUGUACCAGGCACCUUACCUGGAGGCUCAUCUGUUGUACCUAAUUUAUCAUCGGGCUUAACUACUGUGUCAGCUGGCCUAUCUAAUGUACCAAGUGUUUUGCCCACUGGACCAGCUAGUGUACCUAAUGUACCAGGAACCUUACCUGCUGCAUCACCUGGUGUACCUAAUGUACCAGGUACCUUACCUAUGGGAUCAGCUGGUGUGCCUAAUGUACCAGGUACCUUACCUACUGGAUCAGCUGGUGUCCCUUAUGUACCAGGUACCUUACCUACUGGAUCAGCUGGUGUACCUAAUGUACCGGGUACCUUACCUACAGGAUCAGCUGGCGUACCUAAUGUACCAGGUACCUUACCUGCUGGAUCACUUGGUGUAUCUAAUGUACCAGGUACCUUACCUACAGGAUCAGCUGGUGUGCCUAAUGUACUAGCUACUGGAUCAGCUGGCAUACCUAAUGUACCAGGUACCUUACCUACUGGGUCAGCUGGUGUGCCGAAUAUCUCAGGUACCUUAUCUACUGGAUCAGCUGGUGUGCCUAAUGUCCCAGGUACCUUACCUACCGGAUCAGUUAGUGUAACUAUUGUACCAAGUGCCUUACCCACUGGAUCAUCUGGCAUAUCUAACAUACCAGGUAGUUUACCUACUGGAUCAGCUGGUAUACCCAAUGUACCAGGGAGCUUACCUACUGGAUCAUCUGGCAUUUCUAAUGUAUCAGCUGGUUUUCCAUCUGGAUCAUCUGGUGUAUCUAUUGUACAAACUCAGUUCACCACUGCAUCAGGUUAUAAAUCUAAUGUGCCAACUGGUUUACCUACUGGUUCAUCUGGACUACUACCUCUUCCAACUGGAUUGCCAAAUGCAACAAGUGGUUUAUCAUACAUAUCUAGUGGGUUACCUAAUGUGCCAACUGGCUUAGCUAAUGCAACAGUUCUACCAUCUGGACUGCCUCCAUUGCCACCAACAACUGUGAUUGCCAUAACAAAACCAGCCUGCAAGACAUAUUCACCCCUCUGCAGUAUCAUAAAAAGCAGUGUCUUUGCAGAAUGCCAAGAAUUCAUUCCACCUGAACCCUUCUACCAAGCUUGUGUACAAGAUACUUGCUUAGAUUCUUCAAGCGUACUUCAAACCAAUAUCACAGCUAAAGCAGAUUGCCUCACGUUACAGGCCUAUGCCUCUUUGUGCGCUUCACAGGGCAUCUGCAUUGACUGGCGAAACAACACUGAUGGAAAAUGCGCAUUCAAGUGUCCUUCAGACAAGGUUUACCAGGCUUGUGGACCAAGAACUCAGCCUACUUGCAACUCCAAAUAUAAUGAUAAAUUUGUCAACACUGAAGAUGGAAGUUUUACUGAAGGAUGUUUCUGCCCAGAAGGAAAAAUCCUUUUCAACUCCUAUUCAGAUAUUUGUGUUUCUAGUUGUGGAUGUACAGGACCUGAUGGAAUGCCCAAGAAGCCUGGAGAGACAUGGCAAAGUAAUUGUUUGGAUUGUCGCUGUGACAACAACACAAUGAGCGUGCAGUGUGCACCCCAUGUGUGUCCUAUAGCUCCAGUGCAAAACUGCAGUAUGGAAGGCUUACAAGCUUUUUCUGUGCCAAACCCAAACAACACGUGCUGCAACAUAACAGAGUGCCGAUGCAACACUAGCUUGUGCUCUAAUAAGAUUCAGCGCUGUUUACCAGGGUAUGACCUGCUGGCUACCAUUCCUGAAGGCAACUGUUGUCCAGUAUACAAAUACGUGCCAAAGAGUGUCUGUGUAUAUAAUGGAACAGAAUACAAGCCACAAGCUGUGAUACCUGUCCAGAACUGCAGCCAGUGUUCCUGUUCCUCAGACAUUGAUCAAGAAACACAACAAAACAAAAUUGUAUGCUCACCUUUGAUAUGCAACAAAACAUGCAGCCCAGGAUAUGAGUAUCAGGCAAUUCCAGGAAAGUGCUGUGGUCAGUGUUUCCAGACCAGCUGCAUUAUUCUUUUACCGAAUGCUACCAAUUAUCUGCUCAAGCCUGGAAACACAUGGUCACCACCAAAUGACAACUGCACCAAGUAUAACUGCACAGUAGUUGGUGGACAGUACAUACCAGUCAGCACCACGAAAAUAUGUCCAGCAUUCAAUUCUUCAGACUGUGUCCAGGGAACCAUUACAACAGAUUCUGAUGGCUGCUGCCAGAAAUGUACCCCAAUACUUGACAAAUGUGGAGUUCAGAAAACAGUUGACUACAUAAGUUACAAUGGAUGCAAAUCAAAUAAAAUGUAUGAAAUAACUUCCUGCAAAGGAGCAUGCCUUUCAUCAGCUUCACUGUAUUUUGGACCAGAAGAGAUUAAUCCAAAAUGGUGGGAGUUCUGGAAGACUUCACAGCUAAGCUAUACUAUGAAAGCUACAGAGAUAGACACAUCUUGCACAUGUUGUCAGCCUGUUACAACUCACCUGGUGAAUAUUGAACUCGCAUGUCCGAACACUAAUGGCAAAACAGUUUCAUUCUCCUAUAUCUACAUUGAUAAAUGUGGCUGCUUCACCCAGGACUGUCCUGCAAAACGUUAAUAUUUUGAUGGUCCAGACAACGGAAUGAUGGAAAGCAAUGACUGCGAAACAGAAUAUUGAAAAAAUGCAUUAUAACUGGUUGAUAGAAACUGAAAAAAUGUUUGUAUAAUAGAUAUAUUAUUUUUAGUAGCAGUUAAUAUUAAUAUUAUCAUUAUCAUUAAAGUACAUUUAAGAUCAAA